This is a messenger RNA of Lycium barbarum (goji berry), 2728 nucleotides long. RefSeq lists its product as uncharacterized. Bases 204 to 2555 code for a protein of 783 amino acids. The transcript is spliced from 5 exons. The record is from RefSeq and is a predicted model, not a curated record. NCBI's taxonomy places the organism in Eukaryota, Viridiplantae, Streptophyta, Magnoliopsida, Solanales, Solanaceae.
AUCGGUUGUAACGGAUAGUUUCUUUAUUCAAAAGCUAUACCCUCAAGAAUCACAACAAAAUCCUUCAGGAAACAAUUCAGAUUCAAGAAACGCUAAUUACUUUUCAGCGAUUGCAACACAUUGUUGAGGCCAUUUGACUAAUUACUUUUUAAUUCUACAAGCAUAUUAAAGAUUCUAUUUCCAUCGAUAUAAUUUUGUGGAGAAUGGAUUUGGGUUGUUUUGAUAUGGGUUGUAUUGAAAAGAAACCGGUGAAAGAACAUAAUUCUAGUAACUCAGAGAACAGUCCACCCACCGCUUCUACAACGUCUACUUCCAAGACUAAGGCAAUGAAAGAUGGUGGCCAGUCAAAUUUAGUUCCUUUAAACAAAUCUGGAUCACAAAUUAAAAAGCCUCCUCAUCGCAAAACUUCGCCUAUAAAUUGGUUCCCUCGCAAGAAAGUGGAUUCCUAUUUGAAGAGGAAAAUAAAAAUGCUUCAGGAAGUGGAUGGAAUGAACUCAACCCUUGAUGAAACUUUGGGGGAUGCUAAUCCUCAUUAUUGUAGAGUUUUGAGAGAGAAAAUUGCAGUAAGAGAAGCUGCUCAAAGAGCUGUCGAAGCUCGGAAGGCUGCACUAGUUGAAGCAUCAUGGUGCCGAAUACUUCAAGCAGCAAGGAUUGAUUGUAAAGAAGCAGAACAAUUGCUGAUAAAGGCAGCAAAAUUUUCUGCUGAAGCUUUUGAAGCUGCAAACGCUAUUGGAGUAAUCUUGUAUGACAUUCCUGACUGCUCACAGAAGCAUUACAAAAUAGAGAAGUCACCAGCGAAAGGAGGAGGACCCACCACUCAUACUGUUAGAACAUCUUUUGAAACUGCAUUUGAUGUGGAUAAACAAGUAGCAACUGCAGUUAAGGCUGCCCUUCUUAAGCUAGCUAAUUGCCCAUCCAUGAAUAAAGAUGAAGUCAAGGAAUUGCUGCACAGAAUAAGCCAGAACCCUGAAGAAACAGACGAUAGUCAUCAUCAAGAAGUGUUUGAGUUCUCUUCAGAAUGUGAAUCGGAUACGGCUUCUGAACUCACAGAUUUAGAGAAGGUAAAGGAAAGGAAAUUUAAAAAGAAGCAAGUAUAUGAAAAGUUUAAUAUGCCAAAUCUUGUGGAAAUGAUGCUGGAAAGGCUUAGAUGUUUGCAAGAAGAUGAACUUGCAUCUCUUGCCACAAUAGUUGCAACGUGUGGGUUGAACGCUGCUCUAGCUGAAGCAGAAAACAGCAAACCGAACGUUUCAGGCUCUGCUGCUGAUGACAGAUCAGAAUUAUCUGUUGAAGAUGGAGCAGUUAAGGGCCAUAAUAUUGAUGGAAAGACAAGCAAGACAGCUGAGGAACUUCCAAGCCUGGAAAAUUUUCUGGUUAAGCGGUUAACAAGACUUGAAAGGGAGGUAUUAGAAGCCAAAAAUGCCAGGAUUGAAGCUGAACAAAGGCAAGAUAAAACUGGUAAUAAAGUAGUUCAUUCAGAAAACGAUACAAAUUCAAGCCAGGAUCUAGCAAGUAUUCUUAAGAAGCCUUCUUUAAAAUUUGAGAAGGAAAUUGAAGAGGCCAAGAGCAACUCUGAAACAUUGUUAAAAACCAAGUGUAAGGCUUCAAAUAGCAAUGUGCAGUUGUCUGAGGUUCCCGACUUAGGCAGGGUGCUGGUUAAGCACUCUUCAAAGCUGGAGAAAGAUAUUGAAGAGGCUAAGAGGAAGAAUGAAAAACUUAGUGAAAUAGAGGGGAAGGACUCGAACAGAUUGGGUACUGGGGCAAUUUGUCGAAAAAAGAAACACGAAACGGAAGUUCCUAGUUUAGAAGAUUAUCUGGUGAAACAUAUGACCAGACUUGAAAAGGAGAUUCUAGAAGCAAAAAAUAGGGAAAACACUGCAGACCCGAUUGCCAAUGCGCCCGAGAGUGCCUCGUUAGUAGGAAAAGAAAAUGUCGACCAGAAUGUAAAUCAUGACACAAAUGUGGAUGAAAAUCCUUGUAAUGGAGAACAACCAUCAAAGGCAGCAGACACAUUGUCAAUCGAGGUUGAAAACAAAGAAGCAGCGGAUAGUCUGGACAAGAUCCUAGUAAAGCCAGUUCAUCGAUUGCAAAGGCUUAAAAUGCAAGAAGCAUCAACAAGAAGCGACUACGUUGUACAGAGGCGACAAAGAAAGAUUGAAGAUAGCAGCGAAGGAUUGGACAAGAUUUUAGUGAAGCAUGUUUCAAAGCUGGAAAAAGAGAAAAUGUCUCUUCUUCAUGCAAAGGAAGACAAUUGGAUGAAUGUAAAGAAGAGGGACACACAAUUGCAGAACAGUGAAGGCAGUUUGGAUCAGAUUUUGGUGAAACACAAGUCUAGACUUGAGAGAGAAAAGGUAGCUGCUGUUCAGGAGGAGGAUGAUGAUCAGAUAAGACAUUCAGUUUCUCGGAAAGCGACAAGGGAGAGGGAGUUGCAAGAAGCUUGGGGAGGCUUAAGUCUUGGGAACUCUUUGCGUCCUCAUAUGUCUAGACUUCAGAGAGACAAGGCUGCCUGGCAAAAAGCUGAAGAAGAGGAGAAGAAGAGAACAGUGGAGGAGGUGUGAAACUAUGAGCCAUUUCACUCAUGGAAUUAUGCUUUCUACAAAUAAAGAAUGAGUCCAGAACAGUGAUAUGUUAUCAGAUUAAAAAUUUUGUAAAUUCUUUGUUUUCUUUCUCUUCCUCCAUGCUUUCCGUUGGUUUACAUGAUAACAACUAGUCAUACAGUGGUCUCGUGCGA